CUACUUUUUUGAGUAUAAAAGUCAAUCCCUCCGAUUUUAUCUAUGACACCAGGAAAAAAUGUGUAGGUCUACGGAUUAUUACAACUUCCGGUGCGCCGAUCAAAACCUAUUAAAAAUCAAAGCUUUUUUCGUUCGGCUAUCGGGUUUUGAUUCUUGUAAGGGUCCAUUAUCCAAUUCACUCACUCUGCUCUUCCCAAUAAGAAUCAACGAAUCGGCGCUUGAAGUUUCCGGAGCCACCAUGCGGUCUGAUUCCUCCGCGUUAUUGGUUCUCCACCGGAUGGUUAACGUGAGGUCUCGGAACGGAGAAGCAAUAUACGGGAGCCGGGAGCGGGUUCGGGUCGGUGAUGGGGUCGGGUUCGAGGUUUAUUCGGGAGAGGAGAAAGUGUUGAAAGGGAUUUUCAGAAGAGAGGAGGAGAAGUGGAAGAUGAAGUGCAAGUGCGCUCUGGAGACGAGGGACGCGAAAACGGUCGGAGGUGAAGGGGCGGUGGCGGAUGUGUGCGUGGAGGUGGACGGAGACGUGGCGAUGGGAGAGAGGGUCGAGAUGGUUGCGAGGAAGAAUAGGAGGGUUGGUUUUGAUCGGCUAGAGGAUAUUCCGGAGGAGAGUGAAUUCGACGGCGUGUGUUGUUGCGAGUGUGCAGAAGCGUACGGUGGGGGUAUGGAAGGAGAUUGUGGUGGGGCGGAGGAGAUGUACGGGUGCGGCGGAGGAAGUGAGCUGGGCCUUUGACGUGGGCAUUUGGGUGAUGUGUUUGGGUGUUGGGUACUUAUUUUCCAAAGCAUCUGCCAAAACUCUAAGGCGCAUGAGAAUGCUAUGACACCCUCUUCGAAGGAAGGGCAGCCCAACAUCCACUAGGGCUAUCACUCGGGUUCAACCUUUGUAUAUUCUUACUCAAUUUUGGAACUGGAAUUUCAACUCAUUCUUACCGAGGUUCAAUUAUUUUAUGGCAAAUUAUGUAUUUAGUAUUCAAAUUAUCAGUUUUGAUUUGUUUUAGU
Hibiscus syriacus is the source of this 990-nucleotide messenger RNA. RefSeq lists its product as uncharacterized. The transcript has a single exon. The coding region runs from base 59 to 724 and encodes 221 amino acids. NCBI's taxonomy places the organism in Eukaryota, Viridiplantae, Streptophyta, Magnoliopsida, Malvales, Malvaceae. The record is from RefSeq and is a predicted model, not a curated record.